Penicillium chermesinum is the source of this 2562-nucleotide messenger RNA. RefSeq lists its product as uncharacterized. The record is from RefSeq and is a predicted model, not a curated record. Lineage: Eukaryota; Fungi; Ascomycota; Eurotiomycetes; Eurotiales; Aspergillaceae. The coding region runs from base 1 to 2562 and encodes 853 amino acids. The transcript is spliced from 2 exons.
AUGCCGCCUACCCAAGGAGCCGCUGGGAGUGGCCCUAUCUCGGAGUCCGAGAGAAAAGGCUCCGUCAAGAGGGCGCGAGAGUUGUUGGAAGCUGGUGCUCAUCGGACGUCCCCUCAGACAGAAUCCAGACAAGUACAGUCACGAGAAUCUGCUCACCAUUCGCAAUGGCCUCUGCCGCCACCGGGCCUACAGCCCCAUACAUUCAAUGCAGGCCAGAAUCCUCGAUUUCUUGUACCCCGGGGCCCUCCGCCCCGGCGACCACCACGUCCAAGUGAGGUGCCAAUGCCGAUGCCGCGCGUGCCAUCUCAGCUGCCGUCGCCAUCUGUCUAUUCUGAAAGAAGCGGAGGUACUCCGGAGCCGAACCCGCACUAUCCUUACCCAUCCAGGCAUCGGUCUUUCUCCCUUCCAGGGAACGCUCAACAGCAAUCACGACCCCUAACAAGCGGAUCACACAGCUCGACUUCCUCGGUAGAUUUGAGCGCUACACCUCGCAUAUCAAUUGCCGCCGACAAUGCGUCCGGAAACUCCUUCACAUCUACAUCGUCUACGGCAGUACCCAGCAUGCCUGCCAUUCCAAGUCUGCAACCGCGGCGCCCACCUCAGACUCGUCGAUCCAGUGGAACUUUAGCUCCCUCAAAUGGCCAGCCAACUGGUGAUCGGAGAAUCUCUGUAUCUCCUAUUCCCGAGGAACGCUCUAGUGCUUCAAGCCGGGGUCAACUCGCUCCUGUGAGCUGGGGAUCCGAACAAGCAGAGUCGGAAAUCCUAGGUGCUUACUUGGACGAUUCGGGAGACGAGAGAUCUGUAGAUCAUGAUAACCGUGCUUCCAGCAAUGAAGCCGCUCUUUUGCGUAAUGCAAGUCUAGGAAAGAGGCAGAAGCCCACGGUGCGCACUAUCACGAAAUCUAAUCCCUCCUCGGAAGUAUCUCUUGUUCAGCCAUCGCCGCUCAAUAUUCAAGGCCAAGGCCAAGAUGCGGCUGCUGGUGCAGCAGUGAGUAUGUCGCCGAGGGACCAGCUUCGUGAAAACACUCAGCCCAGUCAGCCCAGCCCUCUGAGUCGGGCAUCGUCCUCUUCGCAAUCAGGAGAGUCGUAUGUUGACCCAGCAAAACCGCGCAUCGCGAAACCAACGGACGAGGAGAACCGUGCUGCUUGGGAAAAGGAAAUGGGCCUCCCUGCUCCAGCUCCGACGAUGAGUGACAAGAGGCCGGGUGCUCGCAAGCCUCCUAAGCUUGACCUGGGCGCAGUGCGGAAUGCAGAGCAACGUAGCAGUCUGUCAAGCAUGACUGAUCUGAUCAGACGUGCGACUAAGCUUGCUACCAACCUGGAACAUGGAAGAACAGCAAGUAAGGGCAAUGUGCUGGACAAUGUCGCUCAGAAAACAGACUCCAGAGAACGACUCGGACUCGGAGUUCGAGAACGCAACUCGGGAUCUCUUUCUGACAUCCUUGCAUCUUUCCCUAACCCCAGCAUGAUCACGCCCGAUGUGCGAAGCUCAUGGCCAGUGUUCUUCAACCGUUCCCAUUCUUCCAAUCUCCGCGGCGAGCCUCUUGGCUCCUACGACGAGACCGCCCCCCAUGAAAAGAAGCCCACCCAGCGGAAAUGCUGCGGCAUCCCUCGCAAAUGGUUCAUUAUCCUCUGCAUUAUACUCUUCAUUGUCGUAGUACUCGCCAUUCUCCUACCCGUCUUUCUAGUCGCCGUGCCCAAGGAGAAGGCCAGCGAUUCCUCAUGCGCCACCAAGAACCCGUGUAAGAACGGCGGCGUGAGUGUUUCGGCUGGCUCCGAGUGCUCAUGCGUGUGCGCAGGUGGGUUCAUUGGUGCUCAGUGCACGGUUCAGGGCGACAGCAGCUGUGUGACAUCUGCCAUAGACCAAGGGAGUGUUAACAGCAACGCGACGAUGGGUAGCUCGCUUCCGACUGUUUUUGACCAGUCGCAGUCGAAAUUCAACAUCAGCCUCAGCCCGGUCACGAUCAUGGCUUUGUUCAGUAUGAACAAUAUCUCCUGUCCGACGGAGAAUGCCCUCGUCGCCUUCAGCAAGGUGGAUAUUGAAGACAGCAGCAAGCGUUCUGUCGCGUAUUUGGAAGACCGUGAAUUCCAAUAUGAGAGCCUUCCCCCUUCUUCUACUGAGGCGGACACUUCAUCAGUCGCCUUGGUUCCCCGCGCUGUGGAAACCUCUAACGGAAUCGUGUUCGAAGGAGGCGCGGAGAACGGUCCGAGUGGUGGUACUAGCACCUCUGAUGAUACCACUUCCAGCGGCACCGCCACAACAUCUACAACUCAAGGUACCGGAGCAUCUCAUUCGACUGCGACUGCAGUAAGUACUUCUACUGCGGCAGCUGCACCAGCCACCUCUACCAACUCUCGCGUUCCUCUAGAAGUAGUCGAAUUCUCGAAAGCCGUCGUUCUUCUCGUUCUUCAGCGGACAGGCUCCUUCAGCUCCGCGUUGUACUCGGAGACGGAGAUCGAAACCUACCUGGUGGAUUCUUACCCCUCGGCCGCACACCCAUCGAUGGAUGUGCUGGGCCUGUUUUCUCUGGACUUUGAGAAUAAGACCUUGACGGUGAAGUGA